Molecule: messenger RNA, 935 nt
Organism: Bactrocera dorsalis (oriental fruit fly)
Lineage: Eukaryota; Metazoa; Arthropoda; Insecta; Diptera; Tephritidae
Exons: 3
Coding region: 62-757 (231 amino acids)
Source: RefSeq, a predicted model, not a curated record
CAAACGUUAGUUGAACAUUAACUUUGGAUCGCAACGUUUGUAUCUUUCACAAUAGUCCGCAAUGUCGGCAAACAUUACCACGGUCGGUACAACAGUCGGUACAACGAUCGGUACAACCAUCGCCACGACUAUCGCCACACAUUUACAGAAUGUCACCGUGAGCAAAAGCUCCGAUCCGUCUAAUAAUCAAACUACACCAUUCUACAAUAACAAUUCAACAUCAACUACCGGCUUUAAUAAUUCAUAUACAAUACCGUGUUGCCAAAUUCAAUUUCCCACCGACCCGACCAUUAUUACAUAUGACAAUUAUUGGUACUGGGAUGAAAUAUUUUAUUUAUAUAUUAUGGUUUUCCUUCUGUUUGCCAUUGGAGCGGUUUAUGCAGCCCGUCUACGUGCAAAACGCUUAGAGGCACAAAAGCAAAGAGCUCGUCUACGCGCCCAAGGUAGUGGUAAUCCAUGCAACCCACCGCCCAACGGAGACUGCGCAGGCAACGCAGCGCCCAGAAUCGACAAUCCGCCAACAUAUGAGUCCGCUAUGGCAAAUUACCUCGACGCAAAGCAACAGUUGCGUCAGAUGGAGGAAGGUGCCUUAGCUGGUGCCAAUGCUAUGACUGCUUCCACAACAACAAUCGAAACGUGUGUCUCUGAUAUUGGCCAAAGUCAUACCGACUUGACACACAAUACAAACGAUGCCACACCCACAGGCAGCGUUGUGCUCAACACAGCCAGCGAAACACCAAAGCAGCCGCUGCAGUGAUACAAAUUAUAUACAUACAUACUAUGGUAUCACUAACGGUAUGGUUGUACAAUUCUACUGAAUAAGGAGUUAUUACAUAAGUGAUCCAUCACUAGCAAUUCGUACAUACAUAUAAAACAAAUGCUAUAUACUGUACACUUUACCGACAAAUAUAUAUAUAAACAUAUGCGAAGCGAAA